Messenger RNA from Brettanomyces bruxellensis, 1398 nucleotides. RefSeq lists its product as uncharacterized. Lineage: Eukaryota; Fungi; Ascomycota; Pichiomycetes; Pichiales; Pichiaceae. The transcript has a single exon. Gene Ontology annotation, biological process: phosphoenolpyruvate transmembrane import into Golgi lumen. Gene Ontology annotation, molecular function: antiporter activity; phosphoenolpyruvate transmembrane transporter activity. Gene Ontology annotation, cellular component: Golgi apparatus; endoplasmic reticulum. The coding region runs from base 1 to 1398 and encodes 465 amino acids. The record is from RefSeq and is a predicted model, not a curated record.
AUGGAAGAAAGAAUAAUGUCACAAAGUCACGAUGAGAAGACCAUUCGAGGAUCACAUUGUACUAAAGCAAGUGCAUGGUUUCCAACAGUUGACUGGAAACUCGUAUCCCUCUGCUUAACGUGGUAUUUAACAUCUGUUAUAUCAACAUCAUCAUCUAAAAUGAUACUCAAACGGUUUACUUUUCCGGUAACUCUUUGUCAGAUUCAAUUCAUCAUGAAUAUAUGGUAUUGUGUUUUAUCGGUAUUUACCGUUCGAAAAUUGGACAUGAUGCUAUCUGUUUACAGGCAUUCUCGUGGGGGUAAGAGUAGUGGUGAAGGUCAUGGUAAUCUUGAUUUUAGUUAUUCAAUAUCCACGAAAUUUCGUUCACCGUAUUAUAUUAGCGAUUUACAACGAUCUUUCUCCUACAAUAAAUCAUUUUCCUUUCUAGCGUGUUUUCCUAAAGGAACUUUUCCGGAGAAUUUAAAUAGCUACGACUAUUCAAUCAUAAGAAACUUUUUUAAGCCUUCCGCUCUACUCCUUAAAGCUACGGUUCCUAUGGGUGGGUUUCAGUUCCUUGGUCAGUUAAGUAAUAACAAAGCGACAUCGUUGGUUCCUGUGUCCAUUGUUCACACUAUCAAAGCAUUGUCUCCAAUGGCUACUGUUCUCACAUAUCGAUUUCUUUUCAAAAGAUCUUUUGGUGUUAAGACAUAUGUCACACUAAUCCCGUUGAUUGUUGGGGUCAUGAUGAGCUGUACUAAACCUGAAAGUGCUUCAAGAAAUCAGAAUGAUCCUUUUUAUGUUGGAUGUUUUUUUGCUUUUAUUUCAAUGUUAAUAUUUGUCUCACAGAAUAUCUUUGCAAAAAAGUUUCUAACUUAUGAAACCGAUCAGCGGGAAUUAGACGAUAAAUCAUUUGCGCAAACGUUAGAUAUUAAAGUUUCAAAAUCAGAUUUUGAAUCUCGAUCCUCCAUUCUUCCAAUAUCCAUGCCUGUUACUCCGCUUUACGGAAAUUCUUCACAAUCUUUAAACAAAAUGGUGAAGGAUUCGAGGAAGCGUCUCGAUAAAAUAUCAGUCCUUUUCUAUUGCUCUGUUGUCGGUUACUGUUUAACACUACCGUUUUACAUACUAUCUGAAUUUUCUAAUCCCGUGGUAUCUUUGAAGUUCAUUGACGUUCACGUCGCAGCUCUGAUAUUUGUGUAUGGUAUUGCACAUUUUAUGCAAUCAAUUGUUGCAUUUCAAAUAUUAGGAAGAAUCAGUCCAAUUAAUUAUAGCAUAGCAAAUAUUCUGAAGCGCAUCAUUGUGAUAUCCUUCUCCAUUUUCAUUGAAGGUACACUUUUCAGUACUUUUCAAUAUAUUGGUCUACUAUUGACAUUUUCAGGCUUAUAUGCUUAUGAUCGAUGGGGAAUACAGCGAAGAAAAUAA